AUGCCUAAGCCAUUGUCAACCUUGUCGCCUGCCAAACAGAAUUCGCGAUCUUCUCCUGUCAAGCUCCAGUUCCCUCACAAACAAGAAUUCGAUCUGUCCACCGAGUGCCUGAAAUCCCCUCCUGCUAUGUCCACCAUUGCGGUUGCGCAAACAACAACCUCGAUAGAAACAAUAAAUAUACAUCAGUCGAAUAUGACCAUGGACCACCCAACCUCUCCCUCCCCUUCUCCUAGCCUAUCCGCAAGCCCACGAAAAGGGUUCUCGCCUAUAAAAUAUCGCCUACAAGAUGAUGCUAAGGUGACGGACUCGCCUCCUAGCUCACCUACUGAACCUACAUUACGGUUCAAUGAAGGCCUGACUCAAGCAAUUGAGAACAUGCAAAAAGCUACCCACACCGACUCUUUGGACGAUUCGAUUCUCCACCACAGUCCGAGCAGCAGCAUUUCCCCUUCGCCAGAGCGUGAUCAUACAGUCAACCAUGUCGGCAGAGAUGAAGUUGACGAUCUCACGUUGACCCUCAGUCUAGACGACAAAACUAUUCAUGACGAAACUGUAGGUGAUCUUAGCACAAUCUCGGCUAUCCCUACAGACAUGACCCGAUUCGCCAAUUUGCGCAACUCCCCAUCUAAACAACCAGGACCAGAGCCAUGGUCUCCAUCUAAGCAAUUACGCACCUCAAUAAUCUCCAGCACUCCAACCACGGGUCAACGACCCUUGCGGUUGCUAUCAUCUUCCCGGCGUAGCACGUCUUCCAAUGAAGACGAUGAAGCGACGCCUCGAAGGCCACGUAACUCGAACGAUUCACCCACAGAUCUGAUGAAUUUUACUACUCAAACAAAUAUUGUCAUUCCACCCCCAACUUCAGCGCCCCGAGGCAUGAGACGAAGUCCGUCAGGGAGAGGGGGCUUCCCUAUCAAGGUCAAUCCUAGCCCUGCCCACCGCUCACAGGCUUCUGUUGAUCGGGAAAGAGCUACGGGUCGGUCACCGCAGAAGCAGCAUCAAGCUGUAUUUGCGGAGAGGACUGUACCUGCUACCCCUGCGAGUCAGCGACACAGCAUGUUCAGUGCUUCCACAGGCCUAGGAGUGGAUUUGUUGGAUAUCGACCUGGAACCUAUGGCAACCCCAAGGUCCAUUCCAACCAUCACCCCACGAGAACUCGAAACCCUGAGGUCAGAAUUACAAUCACGUAUUUCGGGCCUAGAGGCGACUCUCUCUGGCAAAGAAGCCGAAGUAAUGGCCUUGAAACGUUCCAUCACUGAUGCUGAAGUCCGAGCAGGCAAAAUCAGCGAGGAGCUGCGAACUGAACGUGUCUCCCGCGAAGAAAUUGAACAUACAAAAGAUGAAUUAGAACGAAGAAGUCGGGAAAUGGAAGAAGUCCUUCGGGAAGUAAAACAGAACGUCUUUCUCGAGGAGCGGGAGAAGGAAAAGCUCAGACGACAGAGCGAAGAAGCCGAGCGACAAGCCGAGGAGCAGGAAGUUCGUAUUUUAGAGUUGCAAGCUUCUCUCGAUACACUCCGAUCAGAUCGUUUCAAAUGCAGUCCAAGCCCUGCAAAGAAUGGUGACCCGGCAACCCCUGGGUCAGGCAAUGACGUUGACUUUGCGGUCAAGGAUGCUACUGAAAAGGUCGCCCGUGAAUUGCAUGCUCUUUACAAGAGCAAGCAUGAGCGUAAAGUUUCCGAUCUGAAGGUUAGCUACGAGAAGCGCUGGAUCAAACAAGUGGAACAACUUCGCACCGAACUGAAGGCGUCUCAGGAAGAGGUAUUAAAGCUGCAGACCGAAAAGGAAGCCACCAUGAGCGGAGUCAUGCCUGGACAAAGUGAGCUGAUUUCGAGGAUGGAGGGCCAGAUUGAGGAGCUUCGAAGAUGGAAUGAAGAGGCCACUGCCAACACGAAGAUGGCGGAAGCAGAAGCCACAGGACUACGUAGUCAGGUGGGCUCUUUAACAAAGGAAACAGAGGCUCUCCGUAAGGAACUGGAACAAGAACGAGUGGAAAAGGGAGAACUGGUCGCCCAAGUGGAUUUAUUCCUGGCGAUGAGUAGUCAACAAGAAGAACAACGAGCGGCUGUACGACAGCCAGCCCACCCUGUUAGCCCCCCACGAAGUGAAGAUGGCAACGGGCGGCCGAGCUCGGCGGCUGCCAUUGCCAGUCCGAACAAGUUCAACCGCAAUAGCAUGACCGGACCAAGUCCAGGGCCCACAACCACGAGCCGGCCGCGACCGAUGAGCAUGUUACAGAAGCCAACGGCAGGAAAAUACUCUGGUAUCCCAGGCCCUGGCUCUGGAUUGAAAGCGCCUAGCAGCAAGGCGAAUGGGUACGGUGGAAGGGGUGGAGGGAUUAUGGAAGGGAUCACGCGCAUGGGUGCUGGAGGGAGAUGA
Exophiala aquamarina CBS 119918 is the source of this 2376-nucleotide messenger RNA. RefSeq lists its product as uncharacterized. NCBI's taxonomy places the organism in Eukaryota, Fungi, Ascomycota, Eurotiomycetes, Chaetothyriales, Herpotrichiellaceae. The record is from RefSeq and is a predicted model, not a curated record. The transcript has a single exon. The coding region runs from base 1 to 2376 and encodes 791 amino acids.